AUGGGAGAGGUUGCCAGGAAAAAGAUCAUUGUGGCCCUGACUGGCGCAACCGGUGCCGCGAUAGGCAUUCAUGCCCUCUCAAUUCUUCGACUACUAAACGUCGAAACACAUCUUAUCAUCAGCAAAUGGGCCGGCGAGACGAUCAAGUAUGAAACGGAUUACACGCCGGCCGCUGUCCGCGCCCUGGCCGAUCACACCUAUAACUCCAACGACCUAGCAGCACCUAUCGCCAGCGGCUCAUACCACAUCGACGGCAUGAUCGUGGCGCCUUGCUCCGUCAAGACAUUAGCGGCCAUCAAUGCUGGCAUCUGCGAUGACCUAAUCACUCGGGCCGCAGAUGUCUGUCUCAAGGAACGGAGGAGGCUGGUGCUAUCCGUGAGGGAGACACCACUUAGCGAGAUUCACUUGAGGAAUAUGAUGGAAGUUACGCGGGCCGGUGCUAUCAUUGCACCUCCUGUGGUGGGAUUUUACACGCGACCAGACUCGGUGGAGGAUAUCUUGGAUCAGAUGAGAUGGGAGGGGAUGCGAAAAGACGGCCUCUAA
Molecule: messenger RNA, 543 nt
Organism: Fusarium vanettenii 77-13-4
Lineage: Eukaryota; Fungi; Ascomycota; Sordariomycetes; Hypocreales; Nectriaceae
Exons: 2
Coding region: 1-543 (180 amino acids)
Molecular function (GO): carboxy-lyase activity
Source: RefSeq, a predicted model, not a curated record